AAUGAGCGCCGUAUAUGACGGUCGAGAAGCCGAGAAUGACUUCCGCACAUAUGUAGCGCAAUACCGGCAACAUCUCGAGGACAUACGGGCGCGCCUUGCCGGCGGGAGAAGCGUAGGGGACCACGAAGAGGUCGACGCGACAGACCAUGUUGAUGAGCCAGAUGUCCCGGCGGGAUCUGGCGAGCAAGAUGGCGCGGCUGCUCCUGCGGCAGAUGAAGCCCCUGACUUGUACUUUCCGUUGGACGUGGCAGAGGAGCAUGCAGAAGACGAGGAUACAUGGACCGCAUCGGAGCAAGAUGCCUUCUUCCACGGACUCGCAGUGUAUUCUCGCCUCAGACCCGACCUCAUCGCAUCAUGCAUCCCGACGAAAACCGUGCCCGAUGUCUGCGCGUACCUCGGAGCAUUGGAAGAAGCCGCCUCGUAUCAUCCCCUCCCGGACGCGCUUGAUCGGCGGCGCACUGCUCCCCUCGCGAUGGGGAUGUCGGAGUCCUGGCUCGAAUGGGAAGAGACACAAGCCACUCGCCUCGUUGCUGCAGAACCUGACUGGGAGGCAUACGCUUCUGACGCGCAACGUCAGGACACGCUCGCCACAUACCCCUCAGACACCUCUGACCCGGCGCGGGAAGCCCUCCAGGCGCACUGGAAAUCCGAAGACGCCCUCCACACCCUCGACGCGCACAAGCUACGCGCUAUAUCCCAUAUCCUACGCGCCGACGAAGCCGCCGAGGACGAUCCCUCACGCCCCUUCACCCCCCAUCCCGCCGAGGACGACGCGGAGUCCUUCGCGCCUGAGCGCUCCCAGUCUCGCACCCGCUCGCACUCCAGCACCCCCUCCACGCGCGAGCUCUCCCCCAAAUCCCGCCGCCGCCUCCAGAAGCGGCUCUACAUGCGACGGAAGCGCGCAGAGAAGGCGGGGAUGGAGGCGGUUCAGGACGCGGGCCUGCUCAAGGUCGGGCGGCCCAAGAAGGCAAGGCCGCCGAGGAAGCGCAGGCGACGUGGGCGGGCGGGAGAGGAUCAGGGGCGAGCGGGAGGGGAGCAGGAUCAGGAUCAGGAUGGGUGGGAAGAUGAUGAUGGUGAUGGUGGUGAAGGGGAUAGGGAUGGGGAUGAAGAGAGCGGGGAGGAUGGGGUGAAAGAUGGCGAGUACGCACACCCGCACAGGGGCGGGACGACAGCGCCGUACAAGGCCCGGCGCCUGUUCGAGGAGUCCGGGAUCACGCCUACAGUGUUGGCGGAACAGAGGCUUGAUCUGUUCGAUGGGAUUGGAGUCGCGCGCUGGCUGGAAACCAUACGCGACGAUCCUGAUAUUGAAGACCACUCGACGCCGCCGAACGCGGUCUCUGGUUCGCUCCUCGCCACCUUGCGGGAUAUCUUGGUCGACUUCGUAACGGACGUGGCGCACCGGGCGAUCGUGGCGCGCGAGCAGGAGGUCCACUUCAAGGCCGUCAGCAAGGCGUGGCGGGUCAAGAGUCCGGGUUUGGUCCUAGCCAAGAACGUCGAACAUGCACUCGAGAUGAUGGACAUGGCUGUACCGGACAGACCCAAGAAGCGCAAGCGUCCUCCAGACGAGGAAGAUGAGGAUGAAGAUGCGGAAGACGCGGAGGAAGAGUCAGGAGAUGAGGAUGGGCAUGAUGUUCCUGGGGGAGAAGACGGCCCUUCGUCUCGACGUGCAAGCACGUCCUCGUCUCAGCAUGCAAGCGGAUCCUCGUCCCAACACACUAGCGAACCCGGACCCGACUCCCCGCAUGACCCCGUCGACGACCUGUACCCCAUGUUCUUUCGUCUGCCUCGGGCAUACCAAGACGAUCCUGCUGAUCUCAUGCCUGAAGACACAGACGAGGAAGCGCUCGAGCGCGUUUUAGACGAAGAAGAGGAGCUCGAUGCCCAGGAUGUUGCUGCGGAAGGGGAGUAUGAGGACGAACAUUGGGCGAACCUGACGGAGCAGUUUUCUUGA
This is a messenger RNA of Schizophyllum commune H4-8, 1951 nucleotides long. RefSeq lists its product as uncharacterized. NCBI's taxonomy places the organism in Eukaryota, Fungi, Basidiomycota, Agaricomycetes, Agaricales, Schizophyllaceae. The transcript is spliced from 3 exons. Gene Ontology annotation, biological process: transcription initiation at RNA polymerase I promoter; nucleolar large rRNA transcription by RNA polymerase I. Gene Ontology annotation, molecular function: rDNA binding; RNA polymerase I general transcription initiation factor activity. The annotation marks the transcript as partial. The record is from RefSeq and is a predicted model, not a curated record. Gene Ontology annotation, cellular component: RNA polymerase I upstream activating factor complex.